CUAAAGAAACCGACAAGAGCGAAAACAUCGAUUUUCCAUUAUGGAGGAUCUUGUCCCACUUGCUUGCGCUCCCGCAAGGAACCGCCCCUUUGAUGCGCAAAAUGACUGCUCUGAAACCCCGGUCCGCUUCAACUGCCAGGCCUGUGUGCGCAAGAAGAUCAAGUGCAACCGCGCGGUGCCCAAAUGUGCCAGCUGCAUCAAGACAAAGCUCGAAUGUGUUUAUCUGCCACGGCAGCCCCGGCGCAAGAGGAAACAUAGUCGGGGCGACAAAGAUGCACAGGAACGCCUGGAACGUUACGAGCGCAUUUUGCACGACCACAAUCUCCUCCCAACAGCCCCUCCCUCGACCACCAGCGGCAGAGACUCGGAGACAUCAGUGAACAGCAUACAGGCUCCGACUCCAGGGCCAGCGAACUCACAGACUGGCGCCACACCGGAUAAAGUGCGUCCAACUGUUGGUAAUUCUCGCUAUAUUGACAAUCUUCUGCUCCUUGACGCUGGAGAGGGUGAUUUAUGUGAAUUGCCUGAGUCUGAACAAGAACACCAUUACGAAGACACGCCUGGGCCCGACAAAGGCUCUCCGAUCAGCCUUCUCGGUGCCCUCGCCGCGCAUUCAAUUUCGGACGCAAUGCUCGGGAGCACGAUAGGCCUCGCUGACCUUCACCCAAGCCAUGAGCAUGCGACCAAGCUCUGGCAUGCCUACGUGGAGAACGUCGAGCCUCUAUGCAAGGUCCUUCAUGUUCCGACGGUUGCUAUGAUGGUCAACACUGUCUCCAAGCACCCGGCGACCGCCUCCAAGAACGAUGAAUGCGUGCUUUUUGUCAUCUAUUAUUUCGCCGUAUUCUCAAUGUCGGACGACGAGUGUUCACGUGAAUUCGAUAAUACAAGAACCUACUUGAUGUCUAAAUACCGGACUGCAUUCAUCCAGGCAUUAGUGAAUGCGUCUUGGCUCAAAACAACCGCGAUGCCGGUUUUACAGGCUUACACACUCUUUCUUAUUGCCCUGCGUACCCAGAUCGAGUCCCAUACAUUCUGGAUCCUGACUGGGAUUGCAAUUCGUCUAGCCCAACGAAUAGGACUCCACCAGGAUGGAGAAAGCCUCGGACUGCCCCCGUUUGAGGUCCAGAUGCGCCGGCGGCUCUUUUGGCAACUGCUACCCCUGGACAGCUACGCGGGUCAAACAUCCGGCACGGGUAUAUCCCUCCCACCUGACAGCUGGGAUACUAAACAACCGUUGAACAUUAACGACGACCAGAUCUUCCCUGGCAUGACCGAGCCGCCUCGCGACCAACGAGGGGCGUCGGAGAUGAUUUUUUGCUUGUCCCGGAUGGAGCUGUCAAAUUUCUACACUCGAACGGGGGUCAAGCUGAAGGAAAACAUGGGUACAAUCCAGUUCCGGGACCCCGAAGAUAUUGAGCGACUGAUCGACGAAGUGGAAGACCUCAUUGAGAUGAGGUUUCUACGGUACUGUGACAUUAUGAACCCCUUACACUUGUUGACCACUGGUAUUAUGCGAUCGGCCAUUAGCGCCGUCCGGUUACGCGCACGAAUGCCACUGCUCAAGCAAGAAACUAUCACCGACACUCAGAGGAGACACCUAUGCACCCUUGCCGAAAAGGUACUGGAUACCAGCAGUGCCAUCUAUAAUAACCCUGCAACACGGAAGUUUCGGUGGCAGAUGCAAGCGUUUUUCUUGUGGGAUUCUCUCCUUUGUAUUCUGAGAAGCAUUGCGAAGGUUGGAUUCUACUCGCCAUCGGAGCUCGAUGCUGCCUGGAGGAGGGUUUCAGAGGUCUACGUGAAUCACGAAGCGCUGGCACAAGGUCGAAGAAAUCUGUACGUUACGAUCGCCAAGGUCACUUUGAAGGCCUGGCUAGUGAAUCCGCCUCGUAACCCAUCUCCCGAGCCUGCUUUCAUCACCGCGCUGCGCGCUCAACGCUCUUCCAAAAAUAUCGACCAGCGGGAUUGCAGUAUCUUCUCUGCCGACCAAUGUACAGACGGGGCCUUUUCUUUCGAUGAGCUUUUCGACGAUAUGAGCACGGCCGACCCAACCGUGAACAAUGCUUUCAAUCUCAACUCUUCUUCCGAUUGGCUAUUUUGGGACCAGAUGUACGGAGAAGCCAACCUGGGCUGAGAGCGAGUCCUUCACGGAUUUUGUUCUCAGCGGGCAGCGCUCGGAUUUUGCAGUGAAUCUGGACGGCUCAGCGGAAUUUGAGCAGCACGCGAGAACAGCGAGCGCAAGCUUUAAGAUUACGCGUCUGAAGAUUAUGAGAAAGAUAUAUUCAUGUUUAUUCGAGCCCUUUUAUCAUCCAGCAUAUCACAAUG
Molecule: messenger RNA, 2322 nt
Organism: Aspergillus costaricaensis CBS 115574
Lineage: Eukaryota; Fungi; Ascomycota; Eurotiomycetes; Eurotiales; Aspergillaceae
Product: putative C6 transcription factor
Exons: 1
Coding region: 41-2131 (696 amino acids)
Biological process (GO): regulation of DNA-templated transcription; DNA-templated transcription
Molecular function (GO): zinc ion binding; DNA-binding transcription factor activity, RNA polymerase II-specific; DNA binding
Source: RefSeq, a predicted model, not a curated record